AUGAAUCUCAAUCCUGGUGGCAAGCAAUCACGUCUCCGAGACUCGAUUAUUCCCUCUGAUGACCCACUAAUCCCCCAUCAUCUCCGUGGCCUUCGGCAACAAUUCUGCUAUGAUUCUUCACACCCCGAUCCUAAACGAGCCGGUCAACCCAAAGGAAUUCAAGCAAUCUUGGAGGAGCGGGGGAUUUGGCAGCACUUCACUUCCUUAAGAGUCCAAGAAGGCAAGCCCGCCUUGAAGCUUCAAUGCAACAGCUGCACGACAUCCAACAUCCGAAAAGAUGCUUUGAAUCGCUCAGCAAAAUUAAUUCAACAAGCUGAAGAUGCUGGCUACUUCUUGACCCCGGAACAGUGUGUCUCGGAGCAUAUGGCAGCAGAAGGGCAAAGCCCUGAGAUCGAACCCAGUGAUUCAGAUGCAGCCAACAACACAACUGAAAGCACCAACUGUUGUUGGUCAAAAAUACUAUCACAGCAGUCAGAUUUCAUCAAUGAGCGACCCUUACUCCAGACAAUCAUUGAAGACGCCGGGCACAUUUGUCUUUUCUUACCAAAAUUCCACUGUGAAUUAAAUCCUAUCGAGCUCUUCUGGUCUUACAUCAAGGAGUCAUAUCGAAAGCAAUCACACACUGCUGGAUUGUUCGCUGCCUGCAAGGCUCUUUUUGACCGCGUCAGGCAGUCCUGCCCACUCAUCACAAUUAGAAAGUACUUUUGUCGAAUCAAUCGACAGCUCUCAGUUUAUCAACAGGGCUACAGUGGUCCUCAGUCCGAGAUUUUGAUGAAGAAAUACAGUUCACAUCGUUGUAUUCCUCGACGAGCUGCCAUGGACAUCGAUGUCCUCAAUGCCUGA
Puccinia graminis f. sp. tritici CRL 75-36-700-3 is the source of this 843-nucleotide messenger RNA. RefSeq lists its product as uncharacterized. The coding region runs from base 1 to 843 and encodes 280 amino acids. NCBI's taxonomy places the organism in Eukaryota, Fungi, Basidiomycota, Pucciniomycetes, Pucciniales, Pucciniaceae. The transcript is spliced from 2 exons. Gene Ontology annotation, molecular function: nucleic acid binding. The record is from RefSeq and is a predicted model, not a curated record.